AUGAGUUGUCAGGGUGGAACGGGUCGCGACUUGGCUGGCACCUCUUCUUUGAUUGAGCCCGGUGAGGGCUUUGAGUACGGAUGGGGUCUCUAUUGCGUUCAGCUACUCGUCGAGCGGCUUGUCGCUAAGGAUCGGUUGUUCCAGUAUAUCGACCACCAUAUAUUUGGCGCGCUUGGCAUGACCGCUUCAACCUACCGACCGGCUCUGGUGCCGCAUGUCUGGAAGCGUCGCCUGCAGAUGGUAGAGCGGAAGAUUGACGCCUCCACGACGGACGGGCAGGCCUGCCUCGUGGCCCGUGACAAGGACACGUAUGGCCUGACCUGCAGUGUAUCCGAUCUCGCCCGUCUCUUUGGCGAUCUCAUGUCGCCGGAUUGCAAGCUGCUCCAGCGCCAAAAACACCGUGAUUUAUUUUUCACGCCGCAGUUGAAGCCCGGCUACGAUGUGAAAGCACAUAAUCUUGCGGUUCGCUUUUUGUAUGACGCUUGGAAGACGUUUGGGUAG
Purpureocillium takamizusanense is the source of this 501-nucleotide messenger RNA. RefSeq lists its product as uncharacterized. The transcript has a single exon. NCBI's taxonomy places the organism in Eukaryota, Fungi, Ascomycota, Sordariomycetes, Hypocreales, Ophiocordycipitaceae. The coding region runs from base 1 to 501 and encodes 166 amino acids. The record is from RefSeq and is a predicted model, not a curated record.